AUGUCUGGCCGUGGCAAAGGUGGCAAGGGCUUGGGCAAAGGGGGUGCCAAAAGGCACAGGAAGGUUCUUCGUGAUAACAUCCAGGGAAUCACUAAGCCCGCUAUUCGCCGGCUGGCUCGCCGCGGAGGAGUGAAACGUAUUUCUGGGCUGAUCUACGAGGAGACUCGCGGUGUCCUAAAGGUGUUUCUGGAGAACGUGAUCCGCGAUGCUGUAACUUACACGGAGCACGCGAAAAGGAAGACCGUGACCGCUAUGGAUGUGGUGUACGCCUUGAAGCGCCAAGGCCGUACUCUCUAUGGAUUUGGCGGCUAA
Molecule: messenger RNA, 312 nt
Organism: Podarcis lilfordi (Lilford's wall lizard)
Lineage: Eukaryota; Metazoa; Chordata; Lepidosauria; Squamata; Lacertidae
Source: the annotation of a GenBank genome assembly